ACGGCCGCACCUCCGGCACCGGCGAAACUGGAGGCGCUGGGGAGGGCAUAGCGGCUGCUUCCGCCGGAAGACUGCCCCUCCCGGCCGGCCUGGCGCGGGGCACCCUGGGAGCCGCGGGGGCGGUGUUGCGUCGGGUCCUGGCGACAGCAGGACACGCCUCCCUUGCGUCCCCGGUCCCCUAGGCGCCUUUCCCCUCCGCCUUUCACCGUUUCGCGCUCCCUGAAGAGCCCCGCCUCUUCCCCCGGGUCCGCCACCCGGAGCCCUCUGUGCUCCCAGACCCCGCCUCUUACGGAAGCCGAGGCGGAGGGCCGAAAUCCGGAAGAAAAACAAUCAGAGUGAGCUGGCCGGCACCUGCCGCCAGAGAGGGGCCGAUCGGGCCAGGACCGUCUGCGGCGCGGAGACGAGAGCCGGCCGGGCCACCCCACCGUGGGGAUGAUGGCGGCCGUGAACCCACAGACCGAGCCGAGAAGCAGGACGCUCAGCAUACAUGUCGUGACAUGGAACGUAGCCUCCGCAGCACCCCCUCCAGACCUCAGUGAUCUGCUUCAGCUGAACAACCUGAACCUGAACCUGGACGUAUAUGUCAUUGGUUUGCAGGAAAUGAACUGUGGGAUCGUGAGCCUCCUUUCUGACACUGCCUUUGAAGACCCAUGGAGCAGUUUCUUCAUGGAUGUGCUUUCCCCUCUGAGCUUCGUCAAGGUCUCCAGUGUCCGCAUGCAGGGCCUCCUCUUACUGAUCUUCGCCAAGUAUGAGCACUUGCCCUUUAUCCAGAUCCUGUCUACUAAAUCCACCCCCACGGGCCUCCUCGGGUACUGGGGGAACAAAGGGGGUGUCAACAUCUUCCUGAAGCUUUAUGGCUACUAUGUCAGCAUCAUCAACUGCCACCUGCCCCCCCACAUGGCCAACAACGACCAGCGGCUGGAGCACUUUGACCGGAUCCUGGAGACGCAGAAUUUUGAGGCACAGGAUAUCCCCAACAUCCUGGACCACGACCUCAUUCUCUGGUUUGGAGACAUGAACUUUCGGAUCGAGGACUUUGGGUUGCACUUUGUUCGGGAAUCCAUAAAAAAUCAGUGCUACAGUGACCUGUGGGAGAAGGAUCAGGACUGCUGGCAGAGGGGACCGUGCCUUUCCCUCCAGCUCGGCAUUGCCAAGAGACACGACCCGCUGCUCCGGGAGUUCCAGGAGGGGCCCCUGCUCUUCCCGCCCACCUACAAAUUUGAUAAGAACUCCAACAACUAUGAUACCAGUGAGAAAAAGCGCAAGCCCGCGUGGACCGACCGCAUCCUGUGGAGGCUGAAGCGGCAGCCCCAGCUCGGCCUCCACACUCCCGCGCUGCCAGCCCCCCACUUCGCCCUGUCUUUGAGGAGCUACAUCAGCCACAUGACGUACAGCAUCAGUGACCAUAAGCCUGUCACCAGCACCUUUGACUUGGAGCUGAAGCCAUUGGUAUCUUCUCCGCGGGUCACCCUGCUUCCUGAGGGCCGGCGCACCGAGGAGACCGACAUGCUCAUCAGCUGCUCCCCGACUGCGGACUUCCUCAGCAGCCCCUGGGACUGGAUUGGCCUGUACAAGGUGGGGCUGCGCCACAUCAAUGACUACGUGUCGUAUGUCUGGGUCAGGGACAACCAGGUCUCCUUCGGCGACGGGCUGAACCAGGUGUACAUCGACGUCAGCGCCAUCCCUGCGACUGAAGAUGAGUUUCUCCUUUUUUACUAUAGCAACAGCCGACAGUCUGUGGUGGGGGUCAGCAAACCCUUCAAGAUCCGGCCUCGCUCCUUGGAGGAGGACCUACUGGAUGAAGCCCAGCCACAGAUGUGAGCCGGGAGAGAGUGAAUCCAGGGCGGAGGCCGGAGCUGGCAGCCGGCUCUGCCUGCCACUGCCAGGAGCACUGGGGGCCCAGCCCGGCUCCCUGGGGAGGCAGCGGUUUCCUCCACCUCCCGGGGGAGCUGUAGACAUACUCCUUUGCUCCCUCCCGUCCAGAUCUCUGCAUUUGGUCCCUAAAUACAGGUUUUGUUGCUGCGGUGUGAGUGAAACCAGCUAGCUAGUCAACAGUGAAGAUCUGGACAGUCCACUGAGUGUGGCAAGGACCCUCCAGCCUGCGUCUCAUUUCUAGAUUUUCCCCCACACACUUCCAGUCCCGCCUAAGCAGGCCUGCCAGGCACAUGCCCCAUCUGGCACAGGCCUGCAUUCUUGUCACGCCACCCCGGGGCCUUCGGCUGCCUGGGAGGGGGAGAUGCUCACAUUUGUACAGGCUGCAGAGACUGGUUGGCGCAGGCAGCACUGGGUUCCAGGAGUCUUGGCAUCUCAUUUCCUGUCCCCCUGAGGGUUGGGCAGAGGGUCUGGGAUCCCUGCUUUCCGCAGAAGCAAAUGACUAAGUAGGCAGGAUGGAGGAGCCCUCCACCCAGGCUCUUCUGUAGGGGUUGGGGGCAGGUUGAUGUGUCCAUCUGCCAGCAGCACACAUACACCCCACCCCCACCCGUGGCUUAAGGAGUCCACCCAGGAAGUUCCAGGGUCUGAGCAGAGGAUUGGACCCAGGUUCGCUUCUGCUAGUGGGUCAGGCUCCACACCCCCAACCUGCCUUCUUGUGAAGGGCUGGCAGGUGGUGGAGGAGCUGCGGCCACAGACUUUUCCAGGGUAGGCCUUGCCCAGUCCACCUCUGCCCCUACCCUUGCCUGCCGUCACUGCCCAGAAACCUGCCCUCUCUCUAGACCGCUCUGGGGCCUAGAAGUGGGGGCAGGCGGAGAGGAGAGCCAGAAUCAAGAUGUUGUGGAGAAUCUGGCCUGGGGGUGUUCAGAGAACAUUCUGCAGGUGCUAUGUGGACCGGCCUGGCCCCACUCCCACCAUUUGCCUCCCGCCACUGUUGAUUUAACGGCCCUUCUCCCAAGAAAAGACGCCUCAGGGAGCCUGCUCUGUGACUGUCACCCUGCGACCUGAGACUGAGGGACACUCUAGUUGCUCUGCAUUCUUACUGCACCCUGCGAGCUACCAGGAACUGUCCCUCUGGCUUCUAGCGGGCCAUGGCCGUCUGUGUUCUGUGGCUGUUGCAUUGGGGGAUAAUUAGAAACAUGGCUU
This is a messenger RNA of Hippopotamus amphibius kiboko, 3075 nucleotides long. RefSeq names its product inositol polyphosphate-5-phosphatase K (gene INPP5K). Gene Ontology annotation, molecular function: inositol bisphosphate phosphatase activity; phosphatidylinositol-3,4,5-trisphosphate 5-phosphatase activity; phosphatidylinositol-4,5-bisphosphate 5-phosphatase activity. The record is from RefSeq and is a predicted model, not a curated record. The transcript is spliced from 12 exons. The coding region runs from base 433 to 1821 and encodes 462 amino acids. Gene Ontology annotation, cellular component: endoplasmic reticulum; ruffle; cytoplasm. Gene Ontology annotation, biological process: negative regulation of peptidyl-serine phosphorylation; negative regulation of insulin receptor signaling pathway; phosphatidylinositol dephosphorylation. NCBI's taxonomy places the organism in Eukaryota, Metazoa, Chordata, Mammalia, Artiodactyla, Hippopotamidae.